Durusdinium trenchii is the source of this 384-nucleotide messenger RNA. NCBI's taxonomy places the organism in Eukaryota, Dinophyceae, Suessiales, Symbiodiniaceae. The record is from the annotation of a GenBank genome assembly.
AUGCCAUUCCAGGCCCUGUCAUCCCUCAGCCUGGCCAAGAAUGAGAUCGCAGCCUGUGAGAUGGGAGGGCAUGAGAAGCUGCAGAUACUGGAUGUCUCAUCGAACAAGCUCGCCUCCCUCACAGGUCUGGGAGCAUUGCCAGCCCUUCGUACUCUUAAUGCCUCAGACAAUGAGCUGGCAGAUCUCAAUGGGAUCAAUGAAGCGGCAGCUCUGGAGGAGCUUCAACUGAGCCAGAACAAGCUGCCAGUCUUGGAGGGCCCAUGGACGGAGCGAACUAUGGGGGGGACUCUGGAACAGGGUGUGCAAGGAGUUUCCCGACGUUCUUUGCAACAACUGGGCAUCUCAGCUACAGCAAAAAAUGGUUUUAAACACAUAUGUCGGUGA